UACAUUCUAAUGUGCACACCAUGAAUUGUUACCAGAUAAGACACCUACAGGGAAAAGGGUGUACGGAAUGGACAAGCAUAGGACAGGGGCAGGCAAGAUAGUCCGGUACCGCAGCGGGGCAGUUCUUCGCAUACCCGGUACCCACCCUGGUGCCACCCCUCCCCCGCCGUCACACCCAGGGCAGAGGUGGACAGCGGGCGAGUGGUCAUGUCUGGAGGAUUUCAGGUACCACUGAACAUACCUCCUCCAUCAUCAUCAGCCUUACCUCAGUUACCUCAAACCUACCUCAGCUACAGGAAUAAUUACAGUGUUACCUCAUGACUUUGUUACUAGACUUUUGUGUGACGACGGACUCAUUAUGAGCGGUGUGAACAAGAAUUACCUCCCUUCUCGACGGAUUAUGCCAGUUUACACGACGGUAUCGCCCCCUGUGACCGGCGCACCCGUGCCGGCGUUCCCCUAUGACGCGCCCGUCACCAACUCCACCCCUCCCACGAGCGGAGCCUACGCCAAGAUUCAGGUGAACCCGAAACUAUCGCCAACCGCACCUUACACUAAGGGGCCCGAAUUCCCUUACGACCCCCCGGACAUGGGCAAAACGGCCGAGUACCACUACGCAACCAGCUUGCAGAAUGGAACGAAAUCGUCUCCGACAUCAGCGACAUCAGCGGCAGCGGCGGUCGCAGCGGCCGCUGGGUUUAACCGGCUUUCAGAGAGCGUGAAGUCCGGAGCAAUGACCAUGGCUGGGUAUUCAAGAAUGCAGGAGUUUCCGUACGGGCUGAGUGGCGUGGCAAUGCCCAACUACAACUACAGCAGCGAGCUCUACAGCUACGUGUCCAACGGCUUCCCACGCAAGUCGCGGAUGUGCAGCUACUGCGGUAAAGUCUUCACGCGGUCCACGACACGACGGUACCACGAGAAACGCUGCCCGCUCCUCCGAGCCGCUGGGAGCCUGAUGAAAACAUCGGAGGCACAGCACACAACCGCGGGAAGCAGCAGCAACAGCAAUGCCAACAGCUCGUCAACGACGAUAAAGCCGUCGUUUUCCGAUACGUCUCUGAGCUCUUACUGCUCGAAUGCUUCGCUACCUCCCAUCUCGCCACACGCCCCUUACUAUGCUCACUUCCCGCCAGCUUACGCAUCUACCUCAAUGUCAGCAGUCGCAUCGGCCAUCGAUCAGAACCGCAACUCUGUGUCGGACAUCAAGACGGAACCAUGUGACCCUGCCGACCUCUCAACAUCAAUGUCGACGGCAGCAGCAGCAACGACAAUGGUUACUGGGUCGCAGAGCGCCAGUGGAGAGGUCAGCACGACGCGAUUCACACCAGAGUACGAGUCGGGGUCGCUGCAGCCUACAACGCGCAUGCUGUUCUCUCCGACGACGACGACGACGACACAUCACGGCAGAGGGGCAUCGAUGUCGCCCAUUUCCAUGGCAGCAGAAAGUCUUCCGCGACCGGGAAGCAACGAUACGGGUGAAACAGAUAUUUACAGAUCUGAUGACACGGAGAACGUUAAUGAUCUCGAACACACUGCUGAUGAUUCCAGUUACCGUGUCAUCGUCGCGUCAUCGGCGGUGGCAGCCGCGUACCAGCGUCGUGUUGACCACGAGUCGCAGUCAGCGCUGUACAUCUCAGAGAGCGGAAACGGGUCUUACGAACAUCUAUCUCAGGGUAAAAAUGGUGAUACGGGUGAUGUUGAAGAGGAUGAGGAUGAUGAAAAAAACAGUGUGAGAACCAACAGUGUUGUUGAUAGACAUUCGACGCUGCUUGCACAUGCGCAUCAUGCGCACUCUCUUGCCAACAGGUGCAGUAUUUGCGGGAAAGUAUUCGAGACGGCACGGCAGCUACACGCUCACGAACAGCUCCAUACCAAGUUCAAGCCAUACGCAUGUCGGUUCUGUGGCCAGCGUUUCAUCAAAGUGUCGAUGCGCAUCGCGCAUGAGCGGGUCCACAUCGGGGAAAAGCCAUACGUGUGUGCCAUCUGCGGGCUGACGUUCACACGCAAAUACAGUGUGCGCCUGCAUAUGCGGAGGAGACACACAGAGGGACCAUGUCUGUGUCGGUACUGUGGGAAGACCAUCUACAACCUGCACUCACUGAAAACGCACCUACUCGCUCACAACUUGCCCAAGUCGGAGAAGGAAUCUCUGUUCUACCUGAACAUUUCGCCGCUCACCGAGAAAGGCAAUCUGUCCUCGGAACAUAUGUCGUCAAUUCCGAGCAAUGGGCAGCAGAAGGAGGGUGGUACGGGAGAAGAUGGUGAUGAUGGGAUGGAGAUGCUCGGGAAGAAAGGAGGAGGAGAGAGUGUUGAACAGGAGUGGUGCAAGCUAUGCGAGAAGGUCUUCCCAAAGUCAUUCAUGCGCUACCACGAGCGCAUCCACGCCGACCAGAAGCCGUAUGAAUGCCCGACGUGCAAGAAGCGUUUCGGCUACAAGAACAACAUGAAGUCUCACAUGAAGCUGCAUGAGGGAAUCAAACCGUACCAGUGCCACGUGUGUGGGGCCAAGUUCACGCGCGGGUCAACCCUGCGCCGCCACGCCCGCAGACACGGGAUCUUCUCAGACAGCGUGUGGGACUUCUUUGUGCAGAAACGUAAAGCGGCGAAGAAGGAGGAGAAGGAAGCUUCUCUCCAACAGGCAUCAGUUCAAGGCCGUUCGUCGUCGCCGGACGUAUCCAGCACGCGGUCGAUUCACGUGGACGCAGCGACGACGGCGGCUAAUCCCGACAGCUCGCGCAAUUACGACUCGAUCCCUUACACCUCUCCGACGGAGGACGGCAGUGGCAGCCUCUACAACAGCUACACGCCAGGUGCAGUUGCAGCAGCAGGAGCGACAAUGUCGAACGUGGCUCACAGUAUUUAUUACACCUAUCCAACUACCUCGCCGUUCAGUGUGGAAUACUCCUCGUAUAUCCCUAGUCAGGCCCCUCAGGCCGACGCCCUCAACCUAAGCAUCCACGACAACGUGGGCAAAUCAAAACCGAUCGUCAGACACCUGGACAACGUCGUCAGACACCCUGACGAUAAUGUCGCUCAGGACGUGCACCACCACCACGCUCGCAUCGACGAUAUUUCCGACCCGGACCCGGACUCCCCCGACGACGGCCACACUAAUAUGUUGAUGAACAACGGCCACGACAUUGGUGUGCAGGUCAACCUCUGCUGCUGUGACCAACCUCCACCUCUCCUGACCGUCUCCAGCCUCCUGGCCUUCAACCCGAGGCUGAUGAGUCCGGAGGAAGCGGACGGGUCCCAGACAUCCAGGACCAGUCCAGUCGGGCUUGAGGGGUCGCAGGCGUCGAGGACCAGUCCGUCAAGAACCAGUCCAUCGCUGGUGUCGGCUGAGGUCAACAUGCAGGAGUCCAUGUCGACGCUGCUGCUGUCGGGAAGGCUGUUCCGGUGCAGUCACUGCGAGUGUUUCUUCUCUGAAUAUGCAAUGUACCGGAUCCACCAGAAGCUGCACGCCCACAAUGCUGAUCAUCCAUUCAUGUGCCCCACAUGUGGGGAGGACUGCCACGACCGGAUGUACUUCUCUCUGCAUCUUCUAGAACAUCUACGGUAGAUGAUGUCAUGUGUACAGGAGAGGGGAUAUACUUCUCUCUCACGUGCAGUGGAUGGGAUUGUCUGGGGAGGGGGAGGCCUAUUAUCAUGAAAUGUAUUUCUAUUUGUAUAUUUUAAAACAUCCACAGUAGAUAAUCGCACAUGUAAGGAGAAGAACGGGCCUCCUUAAAUGUCAGAUGUAUUUUUCUCUGCAUAUUCUAGAACAUCUACGGUAGAUGAUUACACAUUCGGGUAGAGACUGGGGUCUGUAAUUUUAAGAUAAUACAUUUCUAUCUGCAUCUUCUAGAAUAUCUACGGUACAUGAUGACACAUGCAGAGGGAGGGGACCUAUUAUCACUGGAUGUAUUUUUCACUGUAUCAUUUUGGACAUCUACGGUAGAUUGUGGCAUUUGAUGGGAGGACUUAAAUGAUCAGAUGUGUACAGUAUCUCUCUGCAUCACCAAGAACAUUUACGGUAGAUGCUGGCACUUUAUGAUGGGACAGUGUAUGUGAUAGAGGAUUGGCAGCCAUUACGGUUGAUAAAAUGACGUAGUGCAUUAUUCACAUUAAGAGUACGGCAGUACUCGUGAUGUGGGACAUGUUAAAACAUAUGUUGCUGAAACAGCGAUACUUCAAAAUGGUAUCGUUCGGUUGUGUAAAUUACAAAAUACCUCAAAACAUUGACUUGAAAAAAAAUAUUGUUGACAAAAGAAUACCUCAUGUGAAUUACCUGAUGCUGGUUUUUUUAUUUGGUUUUUUUUUAUGAUUCUGUCGAUGGUUCCAGUUUAAUUUUGUUGAAUUACAGAAGAAUUGUCCCACUUUCCUAGACACUGAUAACAUAAAUAACAAAGCGUGACAUCACAAAAUGAUAUACUUUGAAAUUAGUAAAACAGAUUUGGUCAUUACGAUCAUCAGGUGUUAAAAUUUGAGGUAAAAUCUUCUCUGAUUAAUUCAGUCUGGUAUUGUGAUAAUUAAUUAAUAUUUAAAACACACAAAGUGUCAAACUGGCAGAAUUCGAACUGACUGCUCCAAUUUCUAAGGCAUUCGACAGCCCUCGACCUUAAACCAUGUGGUCUUUCACAAAACUUGAAGCCCAAUUAACCCUAGUUAAGAAAGCAUGUUGGCUGAAACUUGGUUUGAAACUAAUGUAACAGUUUGUAGUAAUAAACAGCAAUUUGUAAAUUGCAUCGGGGCUAAUGACGCACUCUGGGACUAAUAGUCGAACAGAAACGUCAACCCAGUCAAUAUAAUAUUUAAAAACCAAAACCCUCUUGAUUAAAGUUCAGGAAGAAUAAUAAAUAUAAUACAUUCUGCAGUACAAAAUUCCAGUUAAACAGUAUUAAUUAUGACUUGCUAAUAUUGUUAUCUGCAUGAAAAAAAAUGAGAGAAGAUCUUGUGUAUAUCUCGGUUGUUCCAAAGUCUUGAAAAAUUCUACCUGUAAUGCAACUCAUUAAAUUGGAAUGAACUUGUUUUGUCCAAAACGUCGACCAGAAUUCCUUGUGACAUUCUGGAGAAGAAAAUGUCAUCUAUUAUUUAUACAGCAUAAGAAACUUGAUAUAUCUGUUAUAUAUUUGUUUGUUGAUUACCGGGUGUAUUGUUUUUCAGUAUCAGGAAUUCACAGUUUGUGUGUGUGUGCAUGUGUGUGUGUGUAUAUGAAUGUAUGUGCGUGUGUGUGUGGUAUGUGUGUAUGUGCACACACAUACAUUAUAUAUAUAUAUAUAUAUAUUAUAUAUUCAAUAUCUGUACUUUUUAUUGUUGUACCUCCUCAUAUGAUUGGUCUCAGGUUUUUGUUUCUUAUCUAUAUGUACAGUCUGUGCUAUCUUCAAUGUUGCUGUUGGUAAGUUACAGCUGUUUUGAUUCUCCAAUACGUGCCUUAAUAAAUACUGCUGCACUGAAGGAGUGCCAUUUCUCCCAUAAUAUUUUAUGUUCUGUCAGUUAUAAAAUAUCAUUUAUUACAGUUUUGUUUUGUUUUUGGGGUAAGGUUCUUUUUUUAUAUUGGGGUUUUUUUUUGUGGGUUUUUUUUUUUUUUUGUGAAACUUACCACAACUUGUGCUGGACAAUGUUGCACUGUUAACAAAAUUUCUGAUUAUCUCCCUUUUGCUUAUACAAUGUACUGUCUUACUGUUGGUUAAAUUAUUUCAUUACUGAUUCAGUUAUCUCCGUACUCGUUUAAUUAUCUCACUAUUGGUUGAAUUAUCUCACUAUGGGUUACAUUUUCUCAUUACAGGUUAAAUUAUUUCACUGCGGGUUAACUUUGUUUACUGGUUAAAUUGUGCUGCUCAUUAAAUUAUCUCAUUACUGGUUGAAUUAUCGUUUUACUGGUUAAAUUAUCUCACUACCGGUUGGAUUAUCUCACUACCGGUUGGAUUAUCUCACUACCGGUUGAAUUAUCUCACUACUGGUUGAAUUAUCUCACGACUGUUAAAUUAUCUCACUACUGGUUGAAUUUUCUUAUUAAUAAUCAAAUUAUCUCCUACCUGGUUGAAUUAUUGCACUAUUGGUUGAAUUAGCUCCCUACUGGUUGGAUUAUCUCACUACUGGUUGAAUUAUCUCACACCUUGUUGAAUUAUCACACAACUAGUUUAAUUGUAUUUAAUAGUUACAUUAUCUCACAACUGAUAAAAAUAUCUUACUAAUGGUUGAUUUAUUUAAAUGUGCUGGUUAUAUUAAAUCACUCUACAGGUUAAAUUAUCUACCUGCUGCUUUGUAGAGAAAAAUUGUAAAGUUAAGUUUAAGUGUUACAUGAAUUGGGAUUAUUUAAAUUUUACAAAUUUUCAUGACAUUUCCAGUAACUCAAGACUCAUUUCUAGAAUUAACUUCCCUGUCUGGAAAUAUAUAUGGUUUGAGGUGGGUUUUUUGAGGGGUUUUUUAAUUUAUUUAUUUAUAUAUUUAUUUUGUUUUAGCAUACUGACAGAACAGAUAAUGUUGUGGGGGAAAUCCAGGUUUUUAUUUUUGACAGAACUGUACGUUUGACAUGUCAAUCACUUCAAGAACCUAAUGGUUGCUAUAGUUACGGUAGUUGUAAAACUGCUCAGAAUUGGUUUUACAGACUCAAAAUUACCAAACCAUUUUUUCAAAAGAACUUUGUGUGAUAUUUCAUUCAAUCAUAAAUUUAUUUUUAAAAACCCACAUUAUAUUGAAUUAACAGGAUUACGGUACCUCAAUCAUAAAACUGUUUAUUUGAAAAAUGUAGAAAAAAUUGCAAAUAUAUUAGUUGAAAAAGUAAAAUUCUUCAGGUUCUUAUCAAAAUGAAUGCAGUUUUCUUGAAUUCUUAUUACCGAUUUCGGAUUCAGAUUGGGCCCAGACUGUAAUGAACUGGACAAUUACUGUCGAUGGAUUUUUAUUUUCAAUACCUGAUUUGAAUGCAUCUUUGUAAACAAUUCAUUAUUUACGUUUCAUACUUCUUUUUCAUUUUUAUUUAUUUUGUUUAUAUCUCAGGAAUUUGUGCAUGUCACAUCUUUUAGCUGCAAAAUAUUUUCAGCAUUUAACAACAUUAAUGUUUUAAAGUUGUGCAUAUUUAAAACAAACAAUGCAAAUGUUUUACUUGUACUGCAGGUUGUGAAAAUGUCACCAACUAAAGGGCAAUAACUCCUAUUAGAGUUUCUGUUGAAAUUAUCAGACCAGUGGGGGGUUUUUUGUUUGUUUUUUCUGUAUAAUUAUGCCAAGAAUAUUUGAGUAAAUGUAUGGUACUCAAGUCCAUCUUUGAAUAAAAUUAUUAAUUUUUAAGUCCCUACAUAUGUGUUUGAGUAAAAUUAUAAAAAUUUUAGGUUCAUAUUUAAUUUUUAAGUCAAUACUUGAAUACAAUUAAAAAUUUUAUUUGAUUUUUUAGUAAAUAUUGACAAAGCAUUAACAGUAUAAAAAUCCUAUCUCUGUACAAAGUACAAAAACUGAUUAGCGGUUCUACAAACUAACAUGAUUGGUGUAUUUAUCUUCUUUUUUUUUUUUUUUAAUUUGUAUUUUAAAAAAAUGUUCACACCUUUAAGAGUAAAACACCUAAUAUCAUUUCUAUCUUUACUAAUUACCAUAGUAAUUAAAGUUAAAAGUUUGUUUUGUUUAACGAUACCACUAGAGCACAUUGAUUUAUUAAUCAUCGACUAUUGGAUGUCAAUUAUUUGGUAAUUUUGACAUAGUCUUAGAAAGGAAACC
Molecule: messenger RNA, 7686 nt
Organism: Gigantopelta aegis
Lineage: Eukaryota; Metazoa; Mollusca; Gastropoda; Neomphalida; Peltospiridae
Exons: 3
Coding region: 359-3562 (1067 amino acids)
Source: RefSeq, a predicted model, not a curated record